Molecule: messenger RNA, 3061 nt
Organism: Hyaena hyaena (striped hyena)
Lineage: Eukaryota; Metazoa; Chordata; Mammalia; Carnivora; Hyaenidae
Gene: LIX1L
Product: limb and CNS expressed 1 like
Exons: 6
Coding region: 66-1079 (337 amino acids)
Biological process (GO): autophagosome maturation
Cellular component (GO): cytoplasm
Source: RefSeq, a predicted model, not a curated record
GGUGGCUGGGACCGUUAGCUCGCCAGGCUGGCAGGCUCCGGGCCGCGGCGCCACCGGCGGACGCGAUGGAGACGAUGCGAGCGCAGCGGCUGCAGCCCGGGGUGGGCACCGGCGGGAGGGGCACUCUGCGAGCGCUUCGGCCCGGAGUGACCGGGGCCGCGGCGGCCACCGCCACACCCCCCGCGGGCCCCCCGCCCGCGCCGCCGCCCCCCGCGCCGCCCCCGCCGCCCCUGCUCCUGUCGGGGGCCCCCGGGCUGCCGCUGCCCCCCGGCUCCGCCGGCAGCCCCGCGGUGCUGCGGGAGGCGGUGGAGGCCGUGGUGAGGAGCUUCGCCAAGCACACGCAGGGCUAUGGCCGAGUGAACGUGGUGGAGGCGCUGCAGGAAUUCUGGCAGAUGAAGCAGUCCCGCGGGGCAGACUUGAAGAACGGGGCUCUGGUGGUUUACGAGAUGGUCCCCUCCAACAGCCCUCCUUAUGUCUGCUACGUCACUCUGCCGGGAGGAAGCUGCUUCGGGAGUUUCCAGUUUUGCCCCACAAAAGCUGAGGCCCGGCGGAGUGCGGCAAAGAUCGCACUGAUGAAUUCUGUGUUUAAUGAACAUCCUUCCCGAAGAAUCACUGAUGAGUUCAUUGAGAAGAGCGUCUCUGAGGCCCUGGCAUCUUUCAAUGGCAACAGGGAGGAGGCUGACAACCCAAAUACAGGGAUUGGUGCCUUCCGAUUCAUGUUGGAAUCCAAUAAGGGCAAGUCAAUGUUGGAGUUCCAGGAACUAAUGACGGUUUUUCAAUUGCUGCACUGGAAUGGCAGCCUCAAGGCCAUGAGGGAAAGACAGUGUUCUCGGCAGGAGGUGUUGGCUCAUUAUUCACACCGGGCCCUGGAUGAUGAUAUUCGCCAUCAGAUGGCAUUGGACUGGGUGAGCCGGGAGCAGAGUGUGCCGGGGGCGCUGUCGAGAGAGCUGGCGGCUACUGAGCGUGAGCUGGACGAGGCCCGGCUGGCGGGCAAGGAGCUGCGCUUCCACAAGGAGAAGAAGGAUAUUCUCCUGCUGGCUGCUGGGCAGCUGGGCAACAUGCAUUCCUCCAACUGCUAGGCGCCUGCGCACACACUCCCCACCCUCUCCGGGCUCUUUCCGAUCAUGUCUUUUCUAAGACUUCGUGUGGUUUCUGUACAUACUUCCUCAAUUUUAUACUUUAAAAUAUAGAGAGAGAUAUAUAUGUAUAUGUAUAAAUGCUACACUCGGAUUCGGAUUUGCUGGGAGACCCCUUUCCUUCUAGUUUUUAGAUGUCGUUUCAUCAGAAACCUCGCCAUUCCGCCGUGUGAAAGGAGCAGGUGGGCUUCCGGGCUUUGCUGGCUCUCACACUCCCAGCUCUGGGUAGUCAUUUCAGUAGCACAAAAUGGUUGACAAAGUGUUCUUAUAACCUAACAGGGAGUUUGAAUAGGGACCGUAUGCUCCGCCAUCACCCUCUUUCCUGCUUUCUCUUGGACUCCAAACAGGGUACGAGCGUGAAGGCUUUGGCUUUAGUCUGUCUUGAGUUCGGCCUACUUAGUACUGAUCUGUUCUGGUAACUAGAUAUUUCCUUGCCUAGACUCCCCCCCACCCCAUCCCCCGGCCACUUCCCCCCAGCACCAUACUCCUCCUCGGCCUCCAAGCGGAACUUCAUGUUGAGGCUUCCUUUAUUAUUUGGAAGGAGGUGGACAUCUGCCUUCUUAUUGUUAAAAUUAUUCCUGAGACACUUCUCAGGAGGAAGAAGGAAUUAUAAACACAGAAGUAGGUGUUUAUUGUCUAAAUUGCUUCUGGGGCGUAGAUACCGUACCUUGCUGGUAAUCCAGCUUUCCGGAUGUAUUCUGGCUCCAGAAGGGGUCAGCGUUGAAGCCUCUUAUCUUCCCAAAUUCCCUCUUCACUCCUCCUCCCCUGCUCGCCCAGCUUCACUGAGCCCGGCGUUUAAACCCUCCUGCCUGCAGAAAAUGGUAGAAGGGAACACAUAUUUCCCAACUCUCUCUCUUCCCUUCCUCUGGCUCUUUGGAAACGUUAUUUGUCUUGUUUGGUGAGGGCCAUGUUCCUCUCUCUCCCACCAAGCUGCUGCUGUUUGCGACCUUAGAUGUCCAUAGAUUCACAGUUGUUUUCUCUCUUUCCUUUCCUCUUUCUCCAUGUUGGUUAUUAGAGCAGGAGUUGAUCAAGAAAAUUAGAUGAGACUGGCGUUAUGGCACCUCCUAACUGGAACCUUGGGAGACCGUAGGAAGGAAAAGAGACUAAAUGAUCGACUAUUUGUGUUUUUAACUCUCCCCCUCCCACCCCAAGUCUCCCUCCUGGGUGAAAUAGGAGAGAAAUGAUCUGGGGUACAGCUAAAGCAUUCCUCUUUGGGAGAAUUUUUUGUAGGGCUCUCAAAGCUGUACUUUCCCCUUUGUUUCUAUAAACUCCUUUAUACUCUAUUAUAGUUCAGUGCACUUUCUAAAAUGUGCUUGGGAAGUUUCCUGUUUCUGCAAGAUUGGACUUUCCAUUCUGUGAGUAUACACUUUAUUUUUAGAAAUAGGUUAGGAAAUAGGCCACAAUUUGCUCUUUUGGAUCAGAUAGGGAUAAGAUGAAACUCAGCUGUUUUGCUUUUGAAAUCAUCGUGGUGAUCAGUACGUAUGGGAUCAGUGGUAAGGAAUCGAGCAACUGUUUUAGUGCUUGAAAGGGACCUCUGGGAAUUCUCCAAGCCGCAUCUCUGUAUACUACAAGCACAUGUAGGGUUGGCAUAGAGGCCCUAACAUAGUAUUUACCUAUGUGAAAUAACAGGUAUGUCUAUCCAGUUUUUAUUGAUAUUUAUAAUCCAGAAAUCAUAAGCCCUCCUUUCUCCUAUGCUCCUUUCUCUGGGAAGUGUGAAGGGGUGUGAGUUGUGGGAAGAACUUAUCCUUGCACCUCCUGGAUUAUUGUUUUCAAAUAACAACCAGUAAGAUCCCAAAGAACUGGAGAAAAAUUGUUCCCUGAUCUGUCCAUUUUCAUUGUUACAGAUUUCACUUAUCUUUUUACUACUUUCUAUGUAUUUUGUAUGUAUAAUUUUAUACAAUUAAAAAUAGAUUUUUGUCUAGUGA